Molecule: messenger RNA, 2103 nt
Organism: Asparagus officinalis (garden asparagus)
Lineage: Eukaryota; Viridiplantae; Streptophyta; Magnoliopsida; Asparagales; Asparagaceae
Product: calreticulin-3-like
Exons: 14
Coding region: 121-1425 (434 amino acids)
Biological process (GO): protein folding
Cellular component (GO): endoplasmic reticulum; endoplasmic reticulum membrane
Molecular function (GO): calcium ion binding
Source: RefSeq, a predicted model, not a curated record
GGUGACCGUCCUGUGGCAGAACUGAAGUUUUCCUCUACAUCGGAUGGCGUUUAAAUGAAUUUCCCAUCUAUAAAAUGAAGUGUUCCUGGGUCUCCGCUUUAAUCUCGACGGCCGGAAACAAUGGCGGAAGCUGUUAGGGUUUCUCAGUCCCACUUCAAAUUUAAGCACAAAUUUGAGCUUAUUAUACUCUCCCUCGCUCUUCUCCUCAGAUUCUCCAGCUCCGAGAUCAUCUUCGAAGAGCGAUUCGAAGAUGGUUGGCAGAGCCGCUGGGUUAAGUCAGACUGGAAAAGGAGUGAGGGAAAAGCUGGAUCAUUCAAGCAUACAGCAGGAAAAUGGCCUGGGGAUCCAGAUGACAAAGGCAUCCAGACAUAUCCAGAUGCAAAGCACUUUUCAAUUUCUGCAAAAAUUCCAGAAUUCACUAACAAAGACAGGACAUUGGUUGUCCAGUAUUCUAUAAAAUUCGAGCAAGACAUUGAAUGUGGUGGUGGUUACCUUAAGCUUAUGUCUGGUUAUGUCAAUCAGAAAAAAUUCGGCGGUGAUACUCCAUACAGUUUAAUGUUUGGACCUGAUAUAUGUGGUACACAGACGAAGAAGCUGCAUCUCAUAGUUUCGUACCAAGGACAGAACUAUCCUCUCAAGAAAGACCUUCAAUGUGAGACAGACAAACUAAUGCAUGUAUACACAUUUAUCCUUAGGCCUGAUGCCACUUACAGUUUACUGGUUGAUAACCGUGAAAGAGAAUCUGGGAGCAUGUAUACUGACUGGGAUAUUCUUCCCCCUCGAAAGAUUAAAGAUGUCAAUGCCAAAAAGCCUAAGGAUUGGGAUGAUCGGGAGUACAUUGAUGAUCCUAAUGAUGUUAAACCUGAGGGAUAUGACUCGAUCCCGGCUGAAAUUCCUGACCCAAAGGCUAAAAAGCCUGCUUCAUGGGAUGAGGACGAAGAUGGCAUCUGGAGACCGCCAAAGGUGCCGAAUCCAGCAUAUAAAGGGACAUGGAAGCGCAAGAGGAUCAAGAACCCAAACUAUAAGGGAAAAUGGAGGAUCCCAUGGAUUGACAAUCCAGAGUUUGAAGAUGAUCCUGAUCUAUAUGUUCUGAAACCAUUGAAAUAUGUGGGCAUUGAAGUAUGGCAGGUGAAGGCUGGUUCAAUCUUUGACAACAUUCUAAUAUGUGAUGAUCCAGCAUAUGCCAAGCAGGUUGCGGAAGAAACUGUACUGAGAAAUAGAGAGGUUGAGAAAGAGGCCUUUGAGGAAGCAGAAAAGAUUAGACGAGCUAAAGAAGAAGAGGAAGCUCAACGGGCAAGGGAGGAAGGUGAACGAAGAAGAAGAGAGAAGGGCCAUGACCGGCGUUAUCGUGAUAAGGAGCGUUAUAGAGAGAAAUAUAGAAGGCGUCACCAUGAUUAUAUGGAUGAUUAUCAUGAUGAGCUAUGAGUAGUCAUCAAUCAAGGGAGAGCAAGGAAGGAAUUGAGAUGCAUCUGUUGUUGUGUUAUCACUAAUGUUAGUUAUUGUUUUCUGUAGUCUACUUGUGAAAUUUGAGUCGAAGUUUUGUGGCGCAUGCCAAAUAAUGUGGCAGCUCCACAAACCCAUUCACGUUUGACUCCAUUGAACACUGAACUUUGGUCGUACUGCUGUACUCGCUGGUUCUUGUACUCUAUGAUGCAUAUUUAUCUUCGAAGGAGAAACAAUGGUCACAACAGAGUUUGCGGAAAGUUGGAUGUUACUAAAUCAUGGAUUCUGAAGAGAAUUUGCAAGAGCAACCAGUGGUAAUAUUACAGAAGUUGGUGUUAAUGUAGGAUUCAUGAUGCGUUUAUGUGAAGCCAUCUGCACUACUGCAGAAAGAUAAAAGGAAUUGCUAUGUAAUGAUUAUAGAAAUCGUAGUUGAGGAGAAAGAAACAUUGGUGCGGUCUUAUCCCAGCUGCUUUCGGGUGGCAAAUGGAUUGAGUCGUCGUAGGACAUGACAUCGUGUCACCAAACAAAAUGCAUUCGUAAGGCUCAUCAAGCAACUUGCCUUCAAUUAGACUCCACUACCUCACCAACGAACAGUUCCUGGAAGUUCACUUACUGGGUGUUUGUUUCAAAUCCUGAAAUUUUAUGAUUUGGGUUUUAAUA